UAUACAGAUGCUAUUUUGUUUCAGCCUGGCCAGAGGAGUACAAGACCUAAAUGAGCCACCCACUCGCCGAGCUCCGUGGAAAUAUGCUUACUUUGGUGGUGACUGAAUGUCCUCUACACUCAACUCAGUGACCGUCAUCCAUCAGGAGCGGGUCUGAGAGAGCCACUUCACCUCCAGCGGCUAAAUGUCAAACCUCUGGGCAAAGUGAGAGCGCCACUCUGCGCCACACGGUGAUGAUGGGUGGACCAAGCGCAGCGGAGCGAUAAGGGCGCAUUUCUUAAUUUCCCUUCAACGUCGCGUUCCCCACUUCCCCUCGUCCUUCUAUCCAGCCCUGGACACACGACGUGACCCAGUGACGGCCGUGUUUCCCCCCGUUCACACACGUGGAUUGAUCCAAUGCAUUAUUUACGAGCGAAACUUCAGCAACUUGUCCACUGGAUAUGGCUCCCGGUGUGAGGAGUGAUGGGCGGGCGGGUCAUCCCGAAGUACCGGGAGCCUGCGGGGCAGACGCCUAUGAUGGAUGCUCACCGCGCAGGAGGGAAGCCGGAGGAGACAGGGGGAGGAGGUGUUUGAGGAGCGGUUUGCGAGCCGGAGCAGCGGGGAUGCUCUCAUACUGCCUGCUGUCUUUGGCUCUGCUUUCACUCCUUGUCCGGUGCGCUGUGGCCGCAGAGGAAAAACCCACCUAUGAUGCCUCUGGCUCCCCACCGAGGAGCUCCGCAUUCACAAGUCCUCAUGUCCAACCAAUGGCUGAGGUGUCAGCGAUGGGGGAGGUGCCUUUCCAAGUGGUUCAUUCGGACAGCAACGCAGAUGUAGAGGGCGAAGGUUUAUCGGGACAGCCGGCUUUUUCCUCCAUCUUAACUGUGAUGGCAGGAACUGUCAAACAUCCAGUGAGCCUUGAUCAAAGUAGAACCUUGCCAACUGUCAGUAAGGAUGAUACACUCACCACCCAAUGGCCUUCACAUAGUUCCAGCCAAGAUUCAGACAUGUCCUCCUCAUCAUCGUCAGUCGGAGACAGCUUCAGAGCACGCUCAGAGUCAGAAAUGGAUGAUCUUACAGCUGGAACAUCUAAAUCAGUUGUGUCCACUUUCCCCAAAGAAAAUGAGGUUAGUCUAAGCUCUUCUCAGUCAGAAAGGAUAAUCCUUUCUGCUGGGCCCAUCGAGAACACAUCUCAGGUAUCACUGGUGACCCCGCAACACGAUACCCCGACAGCCCCUGUGAAGCUCACCAUAACAACCGCAUCGCCGCCUACAAAAACUCCCACCACUACCACUAGCACGCCUUCUCCGAAAGUAAUGAUGGCGUCGACCACCACGACCACUCUGCAGCCCAAACCUGUUACCAGAAGAACCAUCACAACCAUCAGGACUUAUACCAGCAGAAGAACGUUCACAUUACCCAACCAAAGAGCAAACCCCCCGAGGGGGGCCACCGCCGUCUUCGUCUCACCUUUCACCACGACCACAGAGGCUCCACAGCCACAGUGCAAUAUAACUGAGAGGUUAUGGGUGAAAACAGUUGUGUCAAUCUACGUAAGACGGAAUAGGCUGGAUAGCAUUCAGAGACAGAACUUGCGAAGGGGACUGAGUCAAGGCCUCAGAAAAGCUUUGAAUGACACAUCAGCCCAAGCACAGGUGGAGACGGUUUUUGGCUCUCCCAACAUGACGGUGGCUUAUCACGUGACAGGAGGGGAGACAGUUUACCCUCCCUCUGUAGUAGCAGAGGGUUUGAUGUCCUACGGCCGUGAUAAGCUGAUUGCAGACCUGCGACAGUACCUCCCCAUGGUGACAGCCCUGCCUCUUCCUGUUGCUUUGUGGAGAUCCAGCCCCGCCACUGGCUUCCAGCUGAAAACAGUGUUGCAGUUUGUGGGUUCAGGUGACGACCCCCGAUCCUGUCGCUUCUUACAAACGAUGGAACAGAGACUUGAGAAGGUCUUUUCUGAGGCGCAGGCCAAAGUUCUCAGCGCUAAAAGCCGACUUGCAGUUCAGAUUCUGAGUGUUUCUCAGACACCAGGCUCUCCUGCUGUGUCUUUAGUCUACACUGUAAAGAACGGGACUGUAUUUCUUAAUGGAACAGUUGCCUCCAACCUUCUUGGUCAGUUUUCUGCUGAGCUGGUGGGCUACUUCCUCUUCUAUCCUCCUCUUAUUAUUGCUGAGCCACUUGAAUACCACAAUCUGAACACGUCUGUUGAAACCAGAGACUUCUGGGUUGUCACAGUGAUCCAGGAUGUUGAUAAUGCCAGCCUGGAGGGACAGUACCAAAGCUUUGCCAGUCUAAUGGAGCAGCGGUUGGCCGACUUGUUUGUGUUGGCAGGGCAACAGGGCACUCGUUUUAGACGAGCCACAACUGUGGGCAGCUUCACCGUCCAGAUGGUGAGCAUCCGCAGAGCGUCCGGGUUAAAGAAUCCAGCAGAGAUGACUUACUACGUCCAGCAUAAUGGGAUUCCUCUGUCUGGCACGUCAGCUGCCAAGGUCCUGAACACAGUGGACUCUCAGACCAUGGCACUCACCCUGGGCUACUUUGUCCAGGUGCAAGCAGAACCUGUGGUCAAGAACCCUCCAAAUAACCUCUGGAUUAUUGCUGCAGUUUUGGCCCCGAUCUCAGUGGUAACACUCAUCAUUAUUAUCAUCACAGCUGUGCUGUGCAAAAAGAACAAGAACGACUUUAAAGCUGACGCCAUUGGUAACCUCAAUCCCAGAGCCAAGAUGGCGUAUCGGAGAGACGUGAGCUAUUAUCACCAGCCAGUCCAGGGAUUUGACUAUGCCAAGCAGCACCUGGGCCAGCAGGGAGGAGAUGAGGAGACGCUGCCUGUCAGUCAGGAUACUUUAGUGAUGUCCCUACAAAUUCGGGAUACAUCACUGUCGCUAGAAAAGGCUCUGCAACAAGAUGGGACAGCCAACAAAAAAAGUCACACUGCUGACAAACACAAAAGCAAGUUGCCAAGUGAAGACGGUUCCGUCAUCAGCGACGAAUCAGAGAAGCUGAAUUCUAAGAGGGGCCUGACGGUGCCGAAAGUCACAGCGCAGCAGAAAUCGACAAAGGAGGAGGCCCGCAGGAGGGACGAUCCAUACGACACAUCUUCUGGCUCCCUGCAGCUAAUUUCCAUAAAGCCUGUAACUGCACAGACAAAUUGCUCCCACCCUGCAUUUUCCGACCGCAGCCAGGACUCAGCCAUCGUCAACGGAGAGGUUAGCUUGGCGUUGAAGCAGAAAUCAGACAUUGAGCACUACAGAAACAAGCUGAGGCUAAAAGCUAAGAAGAAAGGGUAUUAUGAUUUCCCGUCCACCAACGGCAGCAGCAGCAGUGGAGGUCGAGCCCUGGUGCAUAAACAACGGAGCGACUAUGAGAGGGAAGUCGGUGAGCAUGGCAGACCUCUGGAGCCAGAUGAUGAACAAGGGUCCACAUACGUCAAGUCUCACAGAAGGCAUUCCCAGGUCGGACAGAUGGCCUAUCGCAGCAGACAAAGCCUAAGCAGUCCAAGUCCCGGAGGAACUGAGAUGGACCUCCUUGUGAUGAGAGAGAGGCCCAGAAGAGGUAUCCGCAACAGUGGCUACGAUACUGAGCCAGAGCUAAUCGAGGAGACAAAUGUUGAUCAUCUUCUGGGGCCGCGAAGGUACAUGUAUGGUCGUGGCCUUAAAGGCCACUCAGAGACAUCCACUCUGAGCUCACAGCCAUCCAUUGAUGAAGUGCGACAGCAGAUGCACCUGCUGCUGGAGGAGGCCUUCAGCCUGGCUUCUGGGGGCCAGUCCACAUCUGGAAGGCAUGGCCACCACCAGCAGCCCCCUCCUGACCAAUACAGCCCUGCGCCUCCUCUCCCAUACGCAGACGUGGUCAGCAGCGUUCCAGGCACUAUGAGCUCGGGGCGGGGUGGACUCCACUGGGUGCCAUCUUACGGAGCAGAUAUUUAUCAGUGCAGCCUGCCUAAACCUGCCUUUCGCUUCACCCAGCUUCCUGAGAUGACCGUGGGUUCUCCGCCUCCUUUACCACCUCGCACUGGACCUCCUCACAGAACCUCCUUAAGACGUUCCACCUCGGACUUGGGGCCUAAGGGAAGGAGCUCAGAAACAUCUGUCACUGAAAUGCGGAGUCAACGUGAGAAAAACCCAUAUGGGCCAUUCACACGAGCAGCACUUCCAUCUAUCACUGCAGAACAGCCUGUCCCAAACUACUCAGGAAACCCUAUUACUGCUGUCUACGCCAUCCCUGCUGCAAAGCCAGGGUACUCAGAGUAUUUUGUUCCCACAUCCCCUACGUCCUACCACAGUCCCUCUUGGAUGUCCUACCCACCAGAACCUGAGGAUGUCCAGCCGCAGUGGACAGACUCUGUACCCUUACCUGGGUAUGCUGAAGCUUUUCCUAAUCCUCGUUACCCACAGGGGAGUCCCACCAGGCUACCCCUGCAGUAUAGCCAGACACUGGAGCAGCCGCCCACUGCCCCUCGCACAGUAUCUGAGCAAAGUCUUCCCCAGGUGCUGAAGGACAUGGACAGCAUGCCUCUGAGCAGCCUCUCCACCUCUGCACUUGUGCAGGCUAUAAGACAGGAGGUGGCCAAGCUAGCAAAGAAACAGAAUGACAUUUUUGAGUUUUAACAUACAGACGUGUUUGGGUCUUCGAAAGGGGCACACAAAGGUGAUGCUACUUCAGCUCCGUUUUUAAUAUUUGUACUCGCCAACAGACUGAUCUUUAAUUGCUGAUUAUCCACCUCUUUUUGCACACAACUGGUGUAUGUCAGCUCGUCAAUUAAGGAAACUUCUAAAGAUUUGUUUAAUUUUAGAAAAUAAUAAUUCCAUUCUCUGUCAAUGAUGUCCCAGGUAAUUAUGCACAUAUCUAUGUAGAUAUAUCAAUAGGAUAAAACUAAAGGUCAAAGACAUAUUUUUUCUGGACCAGAUUAGGAUCUUAGUGGGACUUACAAGAGAAAAUCCAUUAAUGUAAUCGUCUGUACUGAGAGGACCAAAUUCUUCCUGUCAGAUGGGUAAGUAUAACUCACAGUGUAUAUGAGCAUGUACAGUUUAAGGACAUUGUGUAUCUAACCAAGCCUGUUAUUAAGCAUCAGCUUAAACAAGAUGGGCAAGAUCAGGAUAUACUCUUUUAAACAUUAAUCUCAGAACGAAAAACACUUUCAUUUUUCAUUUUGCUUUCUGUAGUUUCUUUACAUGUCUGAGAAAAAUAGCAUAUCAACAACACAAACUACAGCCUUCCUUGAUAAUCUGAUGGUUCUGCUUUAAAGGUUUAGUAACUGGAAAUUAACAAAUGGACAAAAUACAAUUUAAAACUUCUUCUUUAAAUCUUAUUUUAAAUCAAUCUAACAGGAUUUAUUUGGGUUUACAUAUGAUGAUGUAAGGUGCAGUUGAGAUAUUUGAUUGCUAAAUUGGAUUUGUUGGUGAAUUAAGGUCUUUUCAAAGGAUGCAGGCUUGGGGAAUACUCUGAAUACAGAUUGCAAUACAAUACUUUAUUAGAGUUAAAUGUUUGAAUACUUCAGGAAAGUCUCCAGUGAGCUUCUGUCCACAACAAGGUCAACAGUCUGGCAGGUUUAUGAGUUUUGGGUGCUGCUCAAACAAUUUUGUUUACAAACAGCCAAAGUAAUGAAAAUGUACAAUUCUUUUUUAUGCUGUUUGUAGUCGAUAUUUUUACUCACCAGUCAUAAGUCUGUGACUCCAUGGCUAAUUUUAAGUAAAAUGUUCUUUUGCCAGUCAAACACCUCUAAUUAGCAAUGGUAUAAACUAUGAACAUGUCAGACUUUGUUGAGAUGUCUGAUACUAAGACACCUGCAGCAAAACCUUCAGGCCCAGUGGAUUGUAAAAUCGGGUCUUUACAUUGUGUCUAAAAUAAUGCAUUGCAACACAGUGAACCUUGUCAUUGCCUUUACUUGUUGGUGGAAAUAUAUUGGAAUUCAUCAAUGUAUUAUUUAUAGAUACCUUAUAUAGGAAGAUGUCUUCAAAAUGGUGAUGGACACAUGAAAUAAGUUCUUCACAUGUGAAAUGUUGACCUAAUAAAUUAUUUUGUGUAAGAUAUACCAGCGGAUCUUUAAGUUAGAAAAUCAUUGUAAAAUUGAUUUAUUUCAGUAAUUCGUUUCAAAAUGCAAAACUCAUAAUUUCUAAAUUCAUCACAAACAAAGUGAUGCAUUUAAUGGAAAUGCUGGGCAGCGUGCAAUAUUCCUCGGGUGUAAUGUCUCUGCAGUUCAUGUUCUGGUAAAAAUCAAGUUCUCGCACUGGAAAUAAGAUUUCAUUUUUAGAGGUAAUAGCACUUUGAGCAGGGACACAAAUGAGGAAGGUUUUUUAGGAGUCCUUAAAAGGAGCUAGCUAAUUGCGUUUUAUGACUUGAAGAUCAGAGCAUUACAAUACAGGGGAUCCAAAUCAGCUGCAUAAACUAUCCAGUCAAGUAAGGCGCACAUAGGAAAAUCAAUUCAAACAUGGUUUGUUUGUUUAUGUGUGUGAAAAUAUUCCAGCUCUGAGAAAGAAAAAACUUAGAUUUUCUGCAGAGAAGUGCAUGUAGUAUUGACCUGUAGCAGGGGUUGUGUGACUUGCAUUAACACUGAGAUUGCCAACUUGUACUGUAUGAUUUCUAAUAACCUUAAAAAUGUGGAUUAUUAUAUAAUCAGUGCUGGGAAGUUGUCAGCUUUGACGCCAGAGAGAUAUGUAUGAGUGAAGUUGCCUUUGACUAUUUCUCUUUCAUGGAACAGCAGGCUGCUUUUUUUUAUCAGUCCUGGAUGAAGUUAGCCUUUUAACUGUUGAACAAAUCCUUUGUCAACUCAAGUAACUGUUUAUUUAUCAUAUGACUCCAUGUGUAAGUAGAUACAUGAAGCCUCUUGUUCUCAAACUCACCAAGAACUCGGCCGUUACUUGUUUGGCGAGGCACCUUUGUCUUAAAAACAGUACUGAAAACCAUUUUUAUGUGAACACCUUUCUACAUUCUCAUGCUGGAUAACUACAGUAUUAAAUAAAAGUAUCUGAGGGUGUUUAUUGAAUGAAACGUGAGAAUUUAUUCAAUAAAGUUAAAAGUGAGCUAACUCUAUCGGAAAAUCAAUGUCUUUUUGUCCUCGUGUGGCAUUCCCUCAUUUUCUUUUCAUCUGUUGCUUGAUUUUAUUUUCACUGGUGUUAUUUAGGGAUGAAUCUAACACUGGAAAAAAGAUGGGAAUUGAGGGAAAUGUUAACCUAAAUAUUUCAAAUUAAAUAAAUGAUUUUAUCAAAUAAA
Messenger RNA from Xiphophorus couchianus (Monterrey platyfish), 7188 nucleotides. RefSeq names its product KIAA1549-like b. Bases 441 to 4586 code for a protein of 1381 amino acids. The transcript has 22 exons. Lineage: Eukaryota; Metazoa; Chordata; Actinopteri; Cyprinodontiformes; Poeciliidae. The record is from RefSeq and is a predicted model, not a curated record.